AUGAAGGAAGAAGAGGAAGAUAAAGCGUUCUUUGAAGGAAUAAUCUGUUCUGAAACAAAAAUAGAUUUAUUUAAUGAGACUUUGGAAUUAAAUGAAAUUAUGGAGGAGGAAUUGGAGAAGGAGGAGGAGAAGAUUGGGGAGAAUUGCGGGAAUAUUGGGGAAAUGAAGGAAAAGGAUAAAGAAGAAAAUGAAGGCGAAUUAAAGGAUAAUAAUGAAUUUUUGGAAAAUGAUGAGGGGAAAAUUGAUAAAUUUGAAAAGGAUUUGGGAAGGGAGGAGAAUGAAAAGGAGUUGAAGAAGGAUGAGGAGAUAAUGCCGAUAGAAGAUUGUUUUGAUGAAAAAUCAGCAGAAACAACGGAAGAAGAAAAGAAAACAACAAAAUCAGAACAAGCUGAAAUGACAAAAGAAGUUAAGCAAUCAAUUCCUUUAAUUCCUCAAUCACUUCCAGAACACCAAUUAAAUAAUGCUUAUAUUCCUCCUCCAAGUCGAAUACCCUCAGCAAUUCCUUCAACAAUUAAUGGAAAAUCACCAAAAAUUCCUUUAAAAUUUUCUUCUUCAAAUAGAAAAACUUCUUCAAAUAAUUGUGUAAAACCUCCACCACUUCCACCUAGACCACCUCCACAAAUUAAUGGACAGAGUAAUGGAACUACGCCUGUAAUGAAGGAAUCUUUUUUGACUGUAAUGGCAGCAAAAAGAAAAGCUGCUUCGGGGAUUGCUAGAAGACAGAAACUGAAUGGAAGGCAAGUUUUUAGAAAAAUGAAAGGGAAGAGGAUUUGAAGGAAUAGGUUGAUAUGGGGAACUUUGAAACUUAUGACCCGAUCUAGGCGAAUGUAAAGGCUUUCCUAAGGCUGUGCAGUAGGUGGCGUAGUGUAAUGGAUAACAGAUCAGUUCG
Molecule: messenger RNA, 889 nt
Organism: Meloidogyne enterolobii
Lineage: Eukaryota; Metazoa; Nematoda; Chromadorea; Rhabditida; Meloidogynidae
Source: the annotation of a GenBank genome assembly